AUGGCGUCGCUUCUGUCGCCCAACACCGUCGCCGCGACUACGGCGCGGACGGCCGGCUGGAGGGGCCGCCUCACUCCUAGUGUCACCGCCAUGGCAACCAAGGGCCCGAAGCCCAGUUCCGGCGGCACGAAAAGAUCGUCGGGCACUACCACCGUGUUCCCGGUAGGGAAGCCCGCGGGCCCGCCGCGGCCGGCGACGACGAAGGGGUCGGCGCCCGUGAAGCUGCUGACGAACGUGGAGAAGCUGCGGCUGCUGACCAAGGCGGAGAAGGCGGGCCUGCUGUCCGCGGCGGAGCGCGCCGGGCUGUCGCUGUCGGCGGUCGAGCGGCUCGGGUUGCUGUCCAAGGCGGAGGAGCUCGGGGUGCUGUCGGCCGCCACCGACCCCGGCACCCCCGGCUCGCUGCAGGGCCUCGCGCUCCUGCUGCUGGCCGCCGGCCCCGCCGUCGUCUUCCUCGUCCCCGAGCAGUACCCCUGGGAGGUGGCGCUGCAGGCCGUCGCCGCCCUCGUCUGCGUCGCCGGGGGCUCCUCCGCGUUCGCCGCAUCCAGCUUCGUGUCCAGGCUCCAGGGCUCCUCUGGCUGA
Molecule: messenger RNA, 579 nt
Organism: Triticum turgidum subsp. durum (durum wheat)
Lineage: Eukaryota; Viridiplantae; Streptophyta; Magnoliopsida; Poales; Poaceae
Source: the annotation of a GenBank genome assembly